AAACGAAAUUAAGUUCUUUGUGCAUGUUGUGCCUUAACAAUUAUCAAUUGUAUAAAUAAAAUAUACGGAGUGAAGCUGCGUAGCGAAGUUUUCUCUGAAAUUAAAUUACAGCGAUGUUAGGUACGGUACCACUUUAUGGUUGCUCUUUGACUUGAUUAAUAUUAUUGAUCGAAGUCUUCGACGGAUACUUUUUCAGACACAGAGAUUAAGCUCUUUACUUUUGUUCUCUACACUAUAACUGCGGACUUUAACUUUCACUUUUUAUUUGUACUUGUUGGAAUUUUUAAUUUAAAAUACAAUAGAAUUUCCAAGACUAUUUUUAGAUUAAAAAUUAUAAAUCAAGAAAAAUAACAUUAAAAUAUAAUCAACAAUUAAUCUGCGUAAAACAAAUCGUAACAAAAAAAUGAUUGUCAUUAACAAGUGUUGCUAGGUAUUUUGGUUUAUUACUUUACUUUUUAUUAAUGUACGUUGCAUAUUUGUAAAUUUUCACUUUGUGAAAUCAUACUAUCAAUUCUAUUAAACAUAAUAUGUAUUAUGUUCGAAAGAGCUAUGUAUAUGAAAAUUAAUCAUACCUAAAGUUUUAAUGUCUGUCAUGUAAAAGUCUAAUUUUGAUUUUGUUUGGCUCCUUAAUUAUAACAAAUAAUUGCCUAGAGUAGCCACAGAUAGCUUUGACUUUAUGCUAGUAUAGCGUUUGUUUAUCUAGUGAUUUGUGAUUUUCUUGACGUGAAAAUUUCGAAAACUCAGUCUUUUCCAUCACUUCCAUUUUGGUUUUCAAUUUAUGCAACACUGCCUAAUGUAGUACCUACAUGUCAAAAUCAUAGCCGCUUGUCAUUCUGCAAAAACUGGCAAAAAGAAUAACUGAAACACCUACAUAAAUUCAUAAGCUGAAACAAUAUUUAACUUCGUAUUAAAAAUAAUAUAACAAUGGCUUUUAUGGGGGACACGAUGAACCCCACGCCGUUGUGGCAAAACGGACCGUCGCCUGGAGCAUUUUAUAAUUUUCCUGGAAAUGCUUCCACAAUUGCUCCAUCCAGGCACGGUGUACAGGAUUUUACAGCUCACUCAGCGAGCCCCAUCACGACCACCACAACUGUCAUCGGAGUUAAGUUUGACAAGGGAUGUGUUAUCGCCGGUGACACACUGGGCUCGUACGGGUCAUUGGCCCGGUUUCGAGACUGUCCCCGCGUGAUGAAAGUCAAUGACUUAAUACUACUAGGCUGCGGAGGAGACUAUGCUGAUUUUCAGUAUUUGAAGGAUAUCAUUCAACAAAAAAUCAUUGAUGAGCGCUGUGUUGGAGAUGGUCUCCAGCUCAAGCCCCGUUCUCUGCACUGCUGGUUGACUCGUGUCCUCUACAACAAGAGGAGCAAGAUGGAUCCCCUCUGGAACAGCUAUGUGGUUGCCGGUAUUCAGGAUGGUGAACCCUUUCUCGGAGCUGUUGAUAAAUUGGGAACAGCCUAUGAAGAUGCUGUGAUCUCGAACGGGCUAGGAGCUUACAUGGCGACUCCUCUACUGAGGGACGCAGUGGAUAAAGGACCUCUGGACCAAGAAACUGCUAUUGCGGUUGUACGUAAAAGUAUGGAGGUGCUUUUCUACAGAGAUGCUCGCGCGUUCCAACGCUACCAGCUCGGCGUGGUCACGGCUGAGGGAAUAAAGAUCACAGACGAGGAGCUCAAGCAUGAUUGGUCGUUGGCUCACAUGAUACAAAUGAAGUGAUUUUGUUUUUAAAUAAAAUAAAUGUUUUUU
Molecule: messenger RNA, 1743 nt
Organism: Bombyx mori (domestic silkworm)
Lineage: Eukaryota; Metazoa; Arthropoda; Insecta; Lepidoptera; Bombycidae
Gene: Prosbeta7
Product: proteasome subunit beta type-4
Exons: 5
Coding region: 925-1713 (262 amino acids)
Cellular component (GO): proteasome core complex
Source: RefSeq, a predicted model, not a curated record